This is a messenger RNA of Aspergillus novofumigatus IBT 16806, 1492 nucleotides long. RefSeq names its product glycosyltransferase family 69 protein. Bases 211 to 1419 code for a protein of 402 amino acids. The record is from RefSeq and is a predicted model, not a curated record. Lineage: Eukaryota; Fungi; Ascomycota; Eurotiomycetes; Eurotiales; Aspergillaceae. The transcript is spliced from 3 exons.
CUGAAAAAUGUGACAAUAUUUAUCUUUUUUCUGUGAAGAUAUUGCGCAUAUUCCGUGUUCAACCGCCAUGUCAUGGUUGCGCGUCAAGUUUCUGCUCCUGGUCUCCAGGCUGCUCCCCUCCCCUCGUCAGGGUAUUCCGUCCUCCCCAGGGCAUCUCGCCAUGGCAGAGCAAUCUCCUUUGCGCGGAGGCCGCGGACCGCGUGCCGCCGUAUGACCCUGCUUGUCCGGGUAGCCCUUGCGGUCCUUUUGUGCAAUAUCAUAUUGACACCCAUCUUCUGGCCUUCGUACACGCACCUUCCACCGUGCUAUGAGAACCUCAGGAGAAUAGCCUCAACCCCCGGCACCCCCGGACGAGGCAACCCUCACAAUGAAAAGGUAUUCAUUGCCGCAAUCUUAUACGACCGCACCGGCGAGCUCGCCAGCGGCCAAUGGGGCGACGCACUCGUACAGCUGAUCGACCUCCUCGGGCAAGACAACGUCUUCCUCAGCCUGUAUGAAAACAACAGCGGGAAAAAGGGCCAGCAAGCCCUCGAGGCCCUCUCGCAGCGGAUCCCAAGCAACAAGUCCAUCGUGGUCGACGUCGACGAGCACUCCACGUUCGACGCCUUCCCCCGCGUCACGCUCCCCAACGGAGAGAAACGCAUCAAGCGGAUCGACUACCUAGCUACACUACGGAACCGCGCUCUUCGCCCCCUCGACGAGCAGAACCACAUCAAGUACGACAUACUCCUCUACCUCAACGACGUCUACUUCAACCCAGUUGAAGCCCUCCAGCUCCUCUUCUGCACAAACGCUCAUCCCCCGCGGACGACCCCCGCCUACCGCGCCGCCUGCGCCGUGGACUUCAGCAACCCCUUCAAGUUCUACGAUAGCUAUGCCACCCGCGACCUGGCAGGCUACGGCAUUGGCCUCCCGUUCUUCCCCUGGUUCACAACAGCAGGGCACGGACGGAGUCGGGAAGACGUACUAGCGGGCCGGGACGCAGUGCGUGUGCGCAGCUGCUGGGGCGGAAUGGUCGCGUUCGAUGCGUGGUAUUUCCAGAAGGAAAAUCCGGUGCGGUUCCGCGCUGAUGACGAGGUAUUCUGGGAUGCGUCGGAGUGUUGUCUUGUGCAUGCGGAUGUGCAGGAUGCGCCGGGGGAUGUAGACGAGAUUGAGGACACGGGACGGUUUGAGCGGUUGUAUGUGCGUGUGCAUGAUCUGCUGAACCGGGCUGUUGGGCUGCCGUGGUAUAGUCCGCGGAGGAAGGAGGUGCCUGGAUCACAGGUGCAGCGGGAGGUCUGGAGUGGCGGCUCGUUCCGGAUGGUCGGGGUUACUGCUGGGAAUGAUGGGUUCUGUGGCCGACGGGGUAUGGAGGUGGUUGUAGAGGAUAGGAGAGCCGGUCAGGAUGGUUUCGAAGCUGUAACUCUCCCUUCUCAAUAACAUUAUAUACACGAUUUUUAGAAUGAAGAUGUAUGAGGGACUUUGGUCCACUCCCUGCACCGACCAAACACCG